GUGUGCUUGUAUCAAUACUGUUAUUUGACCUAGCACGUUUUGUUUACCGCAUAACCUGUACAGCGAGCGCGCGUGGAAGACAUCUCUCAGCAUUCGAGUGGAGUCAAGUGAAGCUCGGCGGCGUUGAUAUCCGAUAUCAACAAUUGUGAUACUUUGUGCAUAAUUGGUGUGAAGAGAGAGGAAAAAAAAUGCCACGACGCGCGGUGAUAUGUUUGUGUUUGUUGUUGGUACACGCGCUGCCGCCAUCUAAUGGCCAGCAAGUGGUCAGUGAUGGUGUGGAGGACGAACGUCAAGGACGAAAUCUAUUGGACUGGAUCGGGCUGGGGACGGGUGGAAACAACGAUCCGUACUUGUCCAGAGCAAACGCUGCCUGUUUGAAUGGAGAUCUUGCGGAAUGUUUUAAAUCCAGAGCUUUGAAUACGUUUGAUGAGUUUUUUGACGCUACAAAGGAUUCUGUUCAAUUAACUGAAAGUGCAAAAGUUGUCCGAAUGCCUGAUAAUCAACUGCGAGCCAUUGAACGUGAGCCGUUUGAGUUUUCUCAAAUGCCACGUGCCGAUGAACCCGAAUGGGACCAGCUGGUUAAAUUUGUAAUGCGUAAAGUGGAAAAAUUCAUGAAGUCAACAGCGUUGGAAAUUUCCGUUGAUAACGAAGUGACUGAACAUGGCAGAUAUACUCCGAGAUUCGUUGAUGAAAUCGCUGAUGAAAUUGACGUCAUUGAAGACAAGAGAGAUACUUUAUUCAAUCGUAAACAAUUGAAGAAACUCUUCAUCCCACUCCUGCUGGUAUUGAAAAUCUUCAAAUUAAAGCUACUGCUCUUUUUACCAUUGAUCCUGGGCUUGGCUUCAUUCAAGAAAUUUUUGGGUUUUCUCGCCAUCGUCAUCCCAGGCGCAAUCGCCUACUUUAAACUCUGUAAACCAGAUUUCCAGUCGGCGUUCGGCGGUUUCCCACACCAUCAAGUCCCACAGUACUCCCCGGCCGGGAUCGGCUUCCACCCGCAUCACUUCCGUGAAAAUUCCUACGCGCAUACAGAAUACCCAAGUGUGCCGGAUUACGCUGGACUCUACGAGGGUGGUCACUACGCGAGCAGCGGUUAUCAUAAUAAAGGAGGCGGCGGCGGCGGAUUUGCGUUCAAGGACAGUUCCGCACAGAACCUCGCUUACUCUGGAUAUCAACGCAGCAACGAGAAGGACAUCCAAGCCGUCGAGACCACAAGCAAGAAGUCCAUCUUACCCAGCUCCAAGUAAACUGAUUGCUUCUGGCGUCGUCUCUUUGAUUAACUCGUUGAACCGCCCCCUCGAGGGCAGCUUUAUGCACGUAGAUUGUUUGUGCAUGGAGUUAACAUCUGCUUCUCUUCUAUGUUAAUGCCUAAGUGCCAACUCUGACUGACAGUCGAAGGUUACCCGAAUAUGCUUUGUACAUGUUUUUAUUUAUAUUCAUUUUCAUUUAUUUAAAUAUUUAAUUAACUUUAUGUGAUA
Messenger RNA from Dalotia coriaria, 1475 nucleotides. It is a transcript of the gene Osi2, whose product is annotated as DUF1676 domain-containing protein Osi2. Lineage: Eukaryota; Metazoa; Arthropoda; Insecta; Coleoptera; Staphylinidae. The record is from RefSeq and is a predicted model, not a curated record. Gene Ontology annotation, cellular component: membrane. Bases 189 to 1244 code for a protein of 351 amino acids. The transcript is spliced from 4 exons.